Molecule: messenger RNA, 2738 nt
Organism: Phyllopteryx taeniolatus (common seadragon)
Lineage: Eukaryota; Metazoa; Chordata; Actinopteri; Syngnathiformes; Syngnathidae
Gene: zdhhc1
Product: zinc finger DHHC-type containing 1
Exons: 9
Coding region: 444-1943 (499 amino acids)
Biological process (GO): protein targeting to membrane; peptidyl-L-cysteine S-palmitoylation
Cellular component (GO): Golgi apparatus; endoplasmic reticulum
Molecular function (GO): protein-cysteine S-palmitoyltransferase activity
Source: RefSeq, a predicted model, not a curated record
CGCCGCGCGUCGCGCGCUGACGUCAUCCUGAAUACCAGAAGUGGAGGAGUGGACUUCAUUUUGCUGCGUUCCCAAGGAAGCCGCUUUUGGCGUCUCGCUUGACCCGAGGACGCAUCCCGUCAAAGGUUAAGGAAAGGUCAGGAGCUUCGACCUCGCAGCCGGCCGCCGGUCAGCAUGGACGUCAGCUAACGGUUCGGAGCGACCGGGACGCCCUGUGUCGCGUCGCCGGGCGCUGCUGCUGCUUCUCUGGACCGAGCCGAACUGAGUGCCUCCCUCCCUCCGUCCCUGCCGCAGUGGCGGACGAGCGAGAGGAGAAGAAAGGAGACGAGAGGACGAUGUGGCGCAGAAGCUCCAUCCGGAACCUGCCGAGGCCCCCCGCUCAUGUCUGCUAAAAGCCGCUGUAUGUGUGUUUGGCAUGAUGGUAACGCGCGCAGGAUGGAUGCAUGCACGAAGACGAGCGGCGAGCGGUCAGGCGCGGCGCCGCCGUGCUCUCGGACCAACGGCUGGAGCUGGCCUCCUCAUCCCUUGCAGAUGCUGGCCUGGCUCCUCUACGCCUACUUCGCCGUCGUUGGCCUGGGAGUCUUUGUGCCGCUGCUGCCCGCGCACUGGAUGCCCGCCGGGUAUAUCGUAUCCUUGAGAGCGUGUGCGCGCGCGUCCGUCCACCGAUGGUGCGUGAAGCUUCCCGAUGCGCGUGUCAGUGCACCGGCGUGAUUUUGGCGUGCCACCUGUGCGCUCACGUCACGGCGGUGAGCGUGGACCCGGCCGACCGCAACGUCAGAGCCAAGAGCCUCCGAGGGCCGCUUCCCGUCUUCGACCGGUCCGAGCGCGCCCACGUCAUCGAGAACUGCCACUGCUACCUGUGCCAGGUGGACGUGGGGCCCAAGUCGAAGCACUGCAGUGCGUGUAACAAAUGCGUAGCCAACUUCGAUCAUCACUGUCGAUGGCUCAACAACUGUGUGGGAAGCAGGAACUACAACUUGUUCCUGUACAGCGUGGCGUCGGCCGUGUUGGGCGCGUGCGUCCUCCUGGUGGUUUCGUCGUACGUGCUGAUCGAGUUCUUCUUAGAGCCCGACAACCUCCGCGCCGACCAACAUUUCUGGGCGCUUAACGAGACGGCGUCGCGGUUCCCGUUCGUGCCGGCGGGGCCGCUGCGAGCGCCGACCGCCGCGAUCCCUGCGCUGGCCGCCGUCACCGUCGCCAUGGCGCUGCUCGCCUGUGUGCUGCUCUGCCACCUGCUGGCCUUCCACUUCUACCUCAUGUGGAACAGGUUGAGCACGUACGAGUACAUCGUGCGCCAGCGCCACCGUCAGGACGGAAGACGAACAAGCACCUCGGAGGACCUCCGGCCCGCCGCCGAUCCGUCCGUCCGCUCGAAGGAUGGGGACAACUCGGAAACUCUGGGCUAUACCAACUCUCCGCUGGACGGGGGGACCGCACAAAGGUCAAAGGGCAAUGGCAGCGUGAGGGGUGUGGCCAGUCCCCUUCUGGAGCUAGAAGCCCCGCCCACUAUCUCCACAGAGCACAGCACAGUACAGCACACAUACACAAAGAAGAAGACCACAAAGAAGAAGAGGAUCCCACUUCCUGGUGCGAUUGGGGCAGAAGGUUGGGCCCCGCCCCCUGCGCCGUCUUCGUCGGAGCGGGUCGGCGCGUCGCCUCUGGGCCGGCCCCCUCCGAAACGCCCUGGCCUCCCGCCGGCGCCCUCACCUCCCGUCCGGGCCGCCGCGCCUCCCGCCGAGUACCACUCGGACUCGGCCGAGUCCCUGGAGGAGGUCCCUGUGGCGCUGGACAAACUGGGCUCGUCGUCCCCGCCGCCGCCCCUCCCGCUCGAGACUCACGGGAAGUACGCCGCACGGCUCGGCCCGCCCGCCAUUUUCGUGAGCGGCGGCGAGGUGGCGGCGGCGGCCACUUCUUGUCCUUCUCCAGCCGUCGCUUGGUGGUGAGGAGAAUUUGACUUCCUGGUUGUCCCGUUGUCGUGGCAACAGCACCCUCACGCUGCCUUCGCUUUUGGUUCCAUGCGCACCCGGGAGCGAAAAAGGAAUUGAACAGAUAAAUUGAUCACUUUGAACAAUCUGUCUUCUGGCGAGUUUGGCUUCAAACCGUCAUGUCACCCACCGCUUGUGACGUCGUACAGGGGAGCCAGAUAUUUGCUCGCGUGACGUUUCCAUCUUUCCACAUUUAUAUUCCUACCUCCGUGAACAUAUUUUUUGACAGAUUCAUACCAUCCCAAGCUCCAACUAUUUUUCACGUUUCAAAAUUUUUUUGCACGUACAAAUUCCCACUUUAAAAUAAUAAUAAUGGUCCAUUAUUCCCUCCUCUUUUAACAGACUGUAUGUUAACCGAUUCAAAGCAUUCCAACCCCCGAAUAAUUUCCACAUUCCCCAAAUUUGACAUUUUUCCCACAUUUGUGCCCAUCUUCAGUGUUCCGUCGUGGCAUUUCCACAUUUGUGUCGCGACCCCAACUUGAGCAACGUUCCACUCUUUGGGUCCACCUUGUCAACUGUCCCCAUUUCCAAAAUUGCUCCAAUUCUGACUUUUCGGACUUUCCACAUUUCUUGACCGAUUCGGGCUUGAAACCGUUCCGCUCAUAUCGUUCCACGUUUCCAUAUGAUUCCAUUCAACAUUUCUUCAGAAAUGAAGUGUCUGGUUCUGUUGUUUCUUAUUUUAUGACAGGUUGUUUGACUGUUUGCCUUGUUUUUGUUUUUUUUCCCCACAAUAAACUUGACUUUAGGAACUCA